GGUGCAGUUGGCAGCAAUCAGAUAGAGCUGUUGCGUGGGACUGAGAAUUGUUGUUCUUUAGUAUUUUGUUGAAUAAUGGCGUCCAUGCGGAAAUGGCUGUGACGAAUCAUUCUGCGUUAUAUAGAUUCAGUUUUCCAGAUGCUGCUCCUGAGACCCUCAGUCCUGUGGUCCUAGUGGAUAUGAUCGACCAUCGAAAUUCACGACAAAAAGCACCUAUAAUUUACCCCUCUCCUGGGUGCUGGAAACUCUGGGAAUGCAAUCAUCGGAGACUCCUGUCGAUAAUAGUACAUCGUAUCCUGGCAUACUAUUGUAGACCAUCGCCCGCUGAUGCUCUCCAAACGGCGUCCCACUUUCCACCGGGAUUUUGGGCUCCAUAUAGAACGUCUCUAUAAUCUUGACUUGGAUCAACUAUGAUUUGUACGGACUAGGGGCGGGCUACUUACAUAUCCGCCAUCGAGGACGU
Molecule: messenger RNA, 463 nt
Organism: Aspergillus alliaceus
Lineage: Eukaryota; Fungi; Ascomycota; Eurotiomycetes; Eurotiales; Aspergillaceae
Exons: 2
Coding region: 93-392 (99 amino acids)
Source: RefSeq, a predicted model, not a curated record